GAAUCAAGACUUUCAGACACUGCAACCACCACCUUCUAAUUCUAUAGCUCUUCCUUCCCUUACAAACAACAAUGGCAGAAGCAUUCCUCUCCGAUCUUGCAAUAGAAAUAAUGACAAAGUUGGGUUCCCAUACUAUCCAGGAGAUUGGCCUGUACUGGGGCUUCAAAGACGAGCUUCACAAGCUCAACAGAAUGGUAUCCACCAUCAAAGUUGUGCUUCUUCAUGCAGAGGAGCUGUCAUCGGAGAAUCGUCAAGUCAAAGAGUGGCUUUCGAUGCUCAAAGAUGCAUUUUAUGAUGCUGAUGACUUGUUGGAUGAGUUGUCACUCAAGGCUUUACAAAAACAAGUUAUGACUGGCACAAGAAUGGCCAAGGAGGUACGCCUUUUCUUUUCCAGCUCAAAUCCAUUUGCUUAUGGUCUUAAAAUGGCUCAUAAGAUUAAGGCAAUCAGAGAAAGAUUAGAUGAGAUAGCUGAAAAUAGGAAGUUUUUCUUGGAGGAGCGCCAUGAGGAGAGGCGUAUUGCAGCUAAUAAGGGCAGGGACCAAACUCACUCCUUUCCACCUGAAGUAGUUGUUGGCAGGGAACAUGAUAAGGAGGCAAUUAUAGAGCUUCUGUUGAAAUCCAAUGAUGAAGAGAAUGUGUCAAUUAUUCCCAUAAUUGGAAUUGGUGGAUUGGGAAAGACAACAUUAGCCCAACUUGUGUAUAAUGAUGAGAAAGUCAAAGGGCAAUUUGAGCUAAAAGCAUGGGCAUGUGUCUCAGAUAAUUUUGAUGUAAAAUUAAUAGUUGAAAAGAUUUUAGAAUCUGUGUCUUGUCAGAAACCUAAUAGUAGCGAGAUGGAUGCAUUGAAAAGUCUCCUUCAUGAAAAAAUUAUUGGGAAGAAAUACUUGAUUGUGUUGGAUGACAUAUGGAAUGAGGAUUCAGAAAAAUGGAAUCGCUUAAAGGACUUGCUAGUUGGUGGUGCAAGAGGAAGCAAAAUAAUAAUAACCACGCGACUUAGAAAGGUUGCAGAGUUGGCUCGCCCCAUUGCUAUGUAUGAAUUACAAGGCUUGCCUAAAUCUGAAUCUUGGUCAUUGUUUGAAAAAAUAGCAUUCAAGCGAGGACAAGUGGUAAGUCAAAGCCAUGAAGAUAUAGGAAGGGAAAUUGUAGCAAAGUGUUUGGGGGUUCCUUUGGCCAUAAGAACAAUAGGAAGUCUCUUGUACUUUAAGGAUUCCGAAUCUGAAUGGUUAUCCUUCGAAAGUAAAGAACUCUCAAAGGUAGAUCAGUGUGAAAGUGAUAUUUUGCCUACUCUUAAAUUGAGUUAUAAUUAUUUACCUUCGCAUUUGAAACAAUGUUUUGCAUAUUGUGCGUUAUUUCCAAAAGACUACAAAAUUGAUGUUGAUGUGUUAAUACAUCUUUGGAUGGCACAAGGUUAUGUUAAGUCAUCCGAUCCGAGCCAAUGUCUUAUAGAUGUUGGUCUUGAAUAUUUUGGUGAUCUUCUUUGGAGGUCUUUCUUUCAAGAAGUUGAAAAAGAUGACCUUGGUAAUUAUAGAACUUGUAAAAUGCAUGAUUUGAUGCACGACCUUGCAAUGUCGGUUGUUGGAGAGGAGUGUACUUCAUCAAAUUUUGAGGUGGGAUAUACGAAUGAGAAAACUCGUCAUAUAUCAUUUAAAAUUGAUUGGCUCUCACAUGCAGAAGUAAUUUUACCUUCCAUGCUUAAGGCAAAUAAGGUACGGACAUUCCUUUUGACAUUUGGCCAACGGGAACGAAAGCCUCAAAUCAAAAAACUAUGCAACGUGAUGUUUACUAAAUUGAGAUGUUUAAGGGUGUUAGAUCUACGAGGAUUAGAAAUGAAGUAUGUGCCACCUUCAGUUGAGAAAUUGAAGCAUCUAAGGUAUCUUGAUCUUUCUGAGAAUCCAAGUAUCAAAACACUUCCUGAUUCAAUCACCAAACUACAAAACUUACAAAUUCUGAAACUGGUAGAGUGCAUGGCAUUUGAACAAUUGCCAAAAGACAUGAGAAGGUUGGUCAAUCUCAGGUGUCUUGACCUCAGAUAUUGUUUUUGGUUGACUCAUAUGCCACGUGGGAUUGGACAAUUGAGUUCACUGGAGAGAUUAUCAAGAUUUGUGGUAGCCAAGGAUAAUACUGUGUGCAGUGGACUCGGUGAAUUACAAGGAUUGAACAACUUGAGAGGAGAGUUGAAGAUUGUGAAUUUGCGUUAUGUGAAAAAUGGUACAUCUGAAUUUAAGGCGGCCAAUUUGAAAGAGAAGCAACAUCUUCAGAUCCUGGAAUUAGUAUGGAAUGAAGACGGUGAUGAUAGUGAGGGUGCAAAUGACGUUGAGAAUGAUGAAAUGGGGUUGGAAGCGUUACGGCCCCACCAAAAUUUGAAAGAGCUAUCUUUGGAGUUCUACAGAGGAGUGAAGUUUCCCAGCUGGAUUUCUUCCCUCACAAAUUUGAUGUCCAUUUGUUUCUGCUCUUGCAAAAGCAUAAAGCGUCUCCCACCAUUUGAUCAGCUUCUUUCUCUUAAAUCGUUGUGCAUUUCUGGAUUAACUAAUCUAGAGUAUAUAGAUACUGAUGGAGGAUCUUCAUCAUUCUUUCCUUCCCUAACACAACUCUACCUCACAAACUGCCCUAAUCUGAAGGGAUGGUUGACAUGCAUGAGGAAUGAUGGAACGGCAGACCUCCUUAGAUUUCCUUGUCUUUCCUUUUUGUAUAUCCAUAAUUGCCCUAACCUGACUUCCAUGCCAUUAGUUCCGUCUUUAGAAACGUUGCAUUUUCAUGGUAGCAGUGGGAAGCCAUUAGAGCAUAUAAUAAAGAUGAUUAUUUCAGCAUCACAGUCCAGCUCCUUCUCCUCCUCAUCCUCUUCUUCUUCUUUCCCAAUCUCUCAAUUUAAAUAUCUAAGCAUUUAUGAAGUUGAAGAUUUAGAAUUUCUGCCAGAGUUGCUGUUUAACCUCGCUUCUCUCCAAAGUCUGACUAUUCAGAAUUGCCAAAAAAUAACAACUCUGUCACGUGAUGAGAAUGACAAAGGAAUGCAAUGGCAGGGCCUUCAAAACCUCCGUUCUCUAUAUCUUUGGUUUAAUCGAAACUUGGUGUCUCUCCCAAAGGGACUUCAGUAUGCUACCACUCUGCAUCGUCUCGAUAUCGGUGAUUGUCCUAAUUUGAUGUCUUUACCAGAGUGGAUGGACAACCUUACUGAAUUACAAUUUUUGUGGAUAAGGGGUUGUCCCCAACUAUCAGCAAAAUGUGAAAAGAAUGUUGGGGAGGAUUGGCCUAAGGUUGCUCACAUCCCAAAUAUUUCUAUCAAUGGCAAAGUAAUUCAACGGAGUCUUUGAUUAGAAAAAUCCUUUGCACUUUCCCUGGGUAGGUACUCAUCUUCAACCUCUAUCCUUUCUGUGUUUGAAAGGCUUUUUCUGGUUCUUUCAUUUAACAUUUGGUAGAUUCCAAUGCAUUUCUAUGCAGAUGUGGCAUCCCAAUAACAUCUUGCAAUACACUGUUCUCUGACCUAAAGGUGAGAAUUAGUAUCUGCACCAUAAUUAGGGUAACGAGUGAAUUUCAUUUGCAGGACUUAAUUCUUUCAUUACAUUGUCCAAUUUCCAGGAAUCAUUGUCUGGCCUUCUUUAAAUUGGGACAGAGGGACAACUAAUUCUCUUUAUCCCAUUCACUUGUAAGAUAAUCAACUGCCUAGCUUCUCUAAUCGUCAUUGUUCCCUUUCUAGCGUUUUGUUUUGAACGAGUGUACUUUUCUUUGAUAUUUCUUACACUUGAACAAACUAAACGUUAAAAAGAUUACAGAAUUAACAUCAUUUGUUAAUGUCUCAGAAAAAAAAUGAGAAUCUGGAGUUUCUCUUGGAAGAUGUGAAGCAUUUAGCAAACAAUUUCUCCAAAAUUGGAAGAUGCAAGCUAAUGCAAGUGACUACUUGUCCAGUGAUAAUGAACAGAGUCCCCUGCUCUCUUCUUUAUUCUUGUGUUUCACUUCUGUGGAGAAACUUCAACUUGCAGUCAGUCUUCUACAACUUAUUGUUUUCAUUAACUCAAGAGGAAUUGCAUACAAAGCCAGCAUCAGUUCUAGCUCUUCAAUUUUUUGUUUUUGUGACUUGUUACUUAGCAGGUUGUUUGGGUUGGGUUUCAAAAAGAUGCAAGGAGAAAAAACAGGAUUGGCAGACAAUUCUAACUCGAUGCUCAUGUCCCCAUGCUUGUGUAUGGUUUCAGAAGUAUCAACAGACCAGUGUUGUAUGGAUUUGCCCUUUUUCUAGUCUGAUAAAUAUCACACUUCGAUAUAAGAAUACAGAUGACUCUGGAUUGCGAUGGAUGCUGACACUUGAAGACCAUGUAUUUCUUCAGACCAUUCUGGUAUUGCUAGAAUUAUCCAACAAGUUGAAUGUUUAUAUGAGAUAUUGUUAUUGUUUAUCUAUUUUUUCGUUUUCCUUUCUAACAUGUUGGUCUUUUGCAAUUGGAGUGUUCUUGUAGGAGAUGUAAGAGAGGAAGUGUGAAAUAAAUAUUUCCCAUUGGUUUCUUCAAACUUCAGAUAAUUAAAAUGAAUGAUUCUCCUCUCCUAUUUCAAGAUGGAGAGAACAGUUGAGGAUUGGCCUUUAUUGUCUCAGAAACACUAAUUUUGGUACUUUCAUCUCCUAUGAAUGUCCAUUUACAAACAAAAAUGGUGCAUUUAUUCAAGUACUAAUUGGUAGCAUGGAAGAGAGGAAAAACAUUAAUGCCAACUGCCAAGGGUUUCGACAAACAAGUGCUUUUCCUUAGUUCCCUAUUUUCUUUCUGCUUAUGAUAAGAAAAUUCUGCUUUUCUUUAAUUAUCUCCUCCUUUCUGUUUUGACAAGAAAAUUUUGUUUGGUAGGUUGGUUGGGGUGAAUACUUCCUUCUUUUUGAGAAAUUUUCAAGUCUAGUGAAACUCGCACUUUUAUAUGUACCAUAUUGCCCAUUGAACGCAAGUGUAAUGUGUGGAUAAGAACCCUUGAACAGCUUUUUAUUCAACCCAAGCAGGUAAUACUUCCUCACUUCUUCUUUUAUUCACUUUCCUAUGAACAGGAAGAUUUACAAACUGCACUAAGAAAUUUCAUCUUAAACAAUGUUUGGCAUCAGGAUAAUGCUUCAAAGGUUGUAAUUUGAACCUUAAAUCCGAUUCUUCAAUUGUGUGAUAUCACAGUGGAUGAUGAUGACGAUGCUUCAGAAUUGACAUUCAGUCCAGUGGUUCUGUCCUGUUUCAAAGAGCCAGAGAAGAGUGAUUGAGGAUGGCCUCUUUGUCUUAUGGUUUCAAUAUUGCUGGUUGAAGAGGUGUGGCAUUACACGAAGCUCAUUCUUUAUCCAAGGUGAGAGUUUAUGAAGUCAGAAAUUUUAAUGAAGUCCUGUCACGAAAGAUACAUUCCUAUAUAGAUCUAGUGGCUUUCUCUGUGAGUUUGAUCAAGGCUCCAGUCAGGGUUCUUCACAAAGUAUUCUGAAAUCUCCAAUGACUAAUGUACUCUUAAAAACAAUUUACCCUUUUGGAUCUAGAGUGGUUCAUGGAGGGACAUGAGAAUAGAAAACAAUGCAAAAUGAUGCCUGCAAAUUUGUCAAAUGCAUGCCUAACUCUUCCAUGUAAAUAUUAGUAAAAUGUUUGGGUCAAGCUUGAUACGAGAAAUAGAACACUUCAAGCAAAGAAUAUGCAUAUAACUGAGGAGAUAGCUUGAAGUUCAACUGCAGACAAACAACAAUGGUUACGGUCACGAAUGAUAAGACUGCAAUCCUACUUGUAGAAAUGGUUUUCCCCCCAUAUUGCAAGUUCUCACCAGCAAAUGAUUGCCCUUUUUUAAUCAUUUCCUGUAUGUUCUGAUGAUCAAUUUCAUCUUUUCUACCCUCUUCUGGGGUUUACAUGGGUUAUGAAUUCUAUUAUGCUUUCUAAUUCACUUUUGGAAGAAACUCAAAAAGUCUGUAAUUAACUGCAUUUUGGAGGGAAGGCAGAAAUUAUAAAAGCAAUGACAGAGAUUUAUGCAAAUCAUUGUUUGUA
This is a messenger RNA of Hevea brasiliensis (rubber tree), 5963 nucleotides long. Its product is annotated as putative disease resistance protein RGA3. Gene Ontology annotation, biological process: defense response to other organism. Gene Ontology annotation, molecular function: protein binding; ADP binding. The transcript is spliced from 7 exons. The coding region runs from base 72 to 3305 and encodes 1077 amino acids. The record is from RefSeq and is a predicted model, not a curated record. Lineage: Eukaryota; Viridiplantae; Streptophyta; Magnoliopsida; Malpighiales; Euphorbiaceae.